AUGUCGUACCCGAUUCUUCAAGCCAACCUACCUCCGGCGACGCCGCAGAAACCCCUACCGGGAGCUUACCUGCAAACGCCAGCUGUGCCUCGAAAUGGUCCCAGGUCCCCUCCACAGCAGCAGCUGCAAUCACAGACUCUUCAAAGUCCACCUCAGAUGCUCCCUAAGCUUCCCCCAAUCGCCGCGACACAAAACCGGAAUCUGAGCACACAAGAGCGAGGAGCGCGUACAAUCAACGAGUCUCUCUUUCAAGAAUCGCGAUACCCAGAUCUGGACAGCUAUCUAUCACAGGGAUUCUCAUCUGAGUAUGACCUCCCCACGUCGCCGUCAUGGGCACCAUUUCAAAAAGUGAAAAUGUACAACAUUCCCGACCAGAUUUUCGAUCAGUACAAUCGCGCUCAAGUGUCGACAAGCAUGGGACUUUUUGCUGAGCUGCAACACGCGUGGGUGGCCAUCGACAACGCGCUCUACUUGUGGGACUUUACACACCCGAACCCUCAAUUGGUUGGAUUCGAGGACCAGCCAAAUAGCAUUAACACAGUUAAGCUUGUUAAGCCUCGUGCAGGAGUGUUUUUGCCGGCAAUUACUCAUUUGCUCGUGGUGUCAACAACAGCCGAAUUGAUUUUGUUAGGUAUGGGCGUGGAAACCACUUCGACGGGCGGGCGGCAGGUCACUCUGUAUUCGACCGGGAUGGCAGUUCCGAUUCGGGGUCUGGAUAUCCAUGUCUUUGCGUCCUUUGACUCGACUGGUCGGAUCUUUUUCGGUGGUUCGUCCGAUAACGAUGUUUACGAAUUGACAUACCAACAAGAGGAACGGUGGUUCCAGGGUCGAUGCGGAAAGGUCAAUCACACCAGCUCCCGCCUAGCAGCAUUUACACCAUCGUUGAGCUUGACGAACUUGGCGAAAGUGGCCAUGGAAAAUGUGGAACAGAUGGUCAUUGAUGACAGCCGAAACCUUCUCUAUACUUUGUCUUCGACCUCCACAAUUCGAGUCUUCCACCUGAAGCCUGACGGUUCUCUCUCCCUGGCUAUCACCAAGCAUGCUCUGGACAUUUACUCGAAUAUCGGACAUAUCAUCGCAUCCAACCAAACUCUCAAUCCUAAGAUCCCAAUCGUUUCUAUCAGUCCCGUCCCUGCCGCUGAAGCCUCUCGCUAUCACCUUGUUGCGACAACGGCCACCGGUUAUCGCAUCUAUCUUAGUGCGACUGGUUCAUACAGCUGGUCCCCCAUGCCGAACGGUACAACUGCACCUACCAGCAUGCAAGCCCAGCACAUCAAGACCCCACCCGUGGAUCUUCCUAGUGAUUUCGGGCUGCCUCGCUUCCAGCAGCCUGGUGGCAAGCUUGCGAUUCACACUUUGGAGCCCACGCGCAUGGCAGCCCGGUUCCCGCCUGGAUAUUUCUUCUGCUUCGCAACCAAGGAUGCUGCGCAGAAGUCCGAUACCCUGUUCAUCUCAUCCCCGGAUUCUGGCAAAGUUGCCAGGGCCCAGGAUAAUGUUUUGACAGGGAAAACAGGCGAGUCUGCCAUUUGGAUGAACCUGGGCGGCCGAGCGGAGGCCAUCGGUCUCUGCACCCCACCUCCGCCAAGCUCUUCAGGCUUUGGCAAUGAGCUGGCCAUCCAAUUUGAUCACCCCGCUGCUGAGGUUGCUAUUCUGACAAGUACGGGUAUUCACGUCAUUCGACGGCGACGCCUGGUAGACAUCUUUGCGUCAUUGGUUCGUGGUGGUACCGGAGAAGAAGGUUUAGACGGCGAGGCUAAAAACUUCAUUCGCACAUACGGUCGACCGGAGGCUCUGGCCACCGCUCUUGCCGUGGCUUGCGGACAAGGCGUGGAGAUUUCCUCAGACCAGCGACUCACCCAGAUUAAUGACCCAGAUGUCCUGGAGUUUGCUCGCAAAGUCUUCAUUGACUUUGGUGGUCGUCCCGCGAUCAAUGAGAACAUUGUGGCUGAUAGCACCACUCCUACAAUUGACCUCGUCGAGCCGUCCCCUCGACAUGCCGGUAUCUCCCUAUACCUCUCCCGCUUGUUGCGAUCUAUCUGGAAGAAGGAAAUCGCCCAGGUUGGCAAGGGACCAAAUGGCGCCAUGACUGUCUCUGCCUCUGUGGCUGCUUGCAAGCUGCAAAGCAUCCAGCAUGAUCUCUCGGCCCUUCAGCGGUUUUUCAAGACCAAUAAGAGCUUUAUUGAAGGUCUCAGUGGACCCGAGGCUCUUGCACGAGCGGCCACCAAGCAAGAAGAGACCGCGCUCCAGGGUGAGCACCGUGCUCUGCACUCACUUGUUGAACUAGUCUCGCACACCAUUGAAGGAAUCUCAUUUGUGCUUGUCCUUUUUGAUGAGCGGGUGGAUGAGAUAGUGGCUACCCUUCCCGAGGAGUCCAAAGAAAAGUUCUUGAAGCUCACUUACGAGGAGCUCUUUAGUACCAGCAAGGGCAAUGAAGUUGCCAAGGAGCUAGUCAAGAGUAUUGUGAACCGCAACAUUGCCAAGGGGUCGAAUGUUGAAACCGUAGCCGAUGCUUUGCGGCGCCGAUGCGGCAGCUUCUGCAGUGCGGAAGAUGUGGUUAUUUUCAAGGCCCAGGAACUUCUCAAGCGGGCCACCGAGGCCGGAGCCAACUCCGAGUUAGGGCGCAAUCUCCUGAAUGAGAGUUUGAACCUGUUCCGACAGGUGGCUGAUAACCUUCCCAUGGACUAUCUGGUUUCUGCCGUGGAGAACUACAUCGGAAAUCAAUUCUUCGCUGGUGCAAUUACACUGGCGCUUAAUGUUGCUGGUCGCUGCGACAAGGCGAACCUCGCACUUUCCUGGAUUAUGGAUGGACGUCCCGAAGAAGUACAGCCUCCUCCUGGAUAUUACACCGUUCACCAACUUACCCCUAUACAGGACCCUCGGAAAUCCAUCUAUUUGUUCCGCAAGCAGUGUUAUGACCUUGUCUUCAAUGUCAUAGUUGCAGUUGAUACAUUGGCCGCAGCCGACCCCGGAUACAUUGAUGGACAAAUCACCCAGAUCGCUAAGCGCAAAAACGAGGCACAUGCCGUUAUUUCUGACACUCACGACGAGGUCUUCCUGACUAGCCUUUAUGACUGGUACCUGGAGCAAGGGUGGAAUGAUCGUCUAUUGCAGACCUCGUCUCAAUUUGUGGUCACUUACCUGGAAAGAAAGUCCACUGACGACAUUGCUCAUGCCGAUCUGCUGUGGCGUUACUAUGCCCAGUCCGAGCGAUAUUUCGAGGCUGCCAAGGUACAGUUCCAACUCGCUCAGAGUGCAUUCAAUCUUCCUCUUAGCCGCCGCAUUGAGUACUUGGGCCGAGCCCGUGCCAACGCAUCCGCUUUCACACAUGAUGUGGGCCGUCAGUCACGGCAACGCCUGGUGCAAGAGAUUUCCUCUCUGAUCGAUGUCGCCAACAUCCAAGACGAUCUUCUGCAGCGCCUGAAGGAUGAUGAACGGAUUUCACUGGAUCGUAGGAAUGAAGUCCUGACUGAUGUGGAUGGUCCCGUCAUGGACAUUAGUACACUCUUCAACAAAUAUGCCGACUCCGCUAGUUACUAUGACAUCUGUCUGCAGAUCUUCUUCCUGGCGGAUUACCGCAAUGCGGCCGACAUCAAGGCGACUUGGCAGCACCUCAUUCAAGAUACACACACCCAAACAGUGGAACGGGGCUCCCCACAACCCUAUGAAGCUGUUGUCGAGAAAGUUCGGAGCCUUGGCAGUCGGCUCCGCAUGUCGGAGACGGUAUUCCCGGUGCGCGAACUGGUCCCCUUGCUCGAACGCUAUUCGCUAGAGCACCAGCGCCACGUUGGACCUGAGCACUGGAUUGUCGAUCUCUUCCUGGAUCUGGGAGUCCCACACGAGUCCAUUUAUGCGGUCCUGGAGACCAUGUACUACACCGACGAGGCUCCAUUCCAGGGCACUUACCGCCGUUUCAUCGCCACUGAUCUAAUUUAUCUACUGCAAGGGUGGUUCCAUGAGACCAUGCGACUAGGCGGCAUGGUGUUUGGAUCGGAUGUGGUUGCCGAGCGCGUCUCCGAGACUCUGGUAUUGCUGCAGCAGGGAGCGGGUAAUGGUCCUGAUAUUGUGGAAAACAGUCGGAACCUGCAGCGAAGGAUCGCGGAACUACUGAACUAA
Messenger RNA from Penicillium verhagenii, 4113 nucleotides. Its product is annotated as putative non-repetitive nucleoporin. Gene Ontology annotation, molecular function: structural constituent of nuclear pore. Lineage: Eukaryota; Fungi; Ascomycota; Eurotiomycetes; Eurotiales; Aspergillaceae. The coding region runs from base 1 to 4113 and encodes 1370 amino acids. The record is from RefSeq and is a predicted model, not a curated record. Gene Ontology annotation, biological process: transcription-dependent tethering of RNA polymerase II gene DNA at nuclear periphery; protein localization to nuclear inner membrane; protein import into nucleus. Gene Ontology annotation, cellular component: nuclear pore inner ring; nuclear pore. The transcript is spliced from 4 exons.